Messenger RNA from Habropoda laboriosa, 2170 nucleotides. RefSeq names its product alpha-1,6-mannosyl-glycoprotein 2-beta-N-acetylglucosaminyltransferase (gene Mgat2). Lineage: Eukaryota; Metazoa; Arthropoda; Insecta; Hymenoptera; Apidae. The transcript has 9 exons. Gene Ontology annotation, cellular component: Golgi stack; Golgi membrane. The record is from RefSeq and is a predicted model, not a curated record. Gene Ontology annotation, molecular function: alpha-1,6-mannosylglycoprotein 2-beta-N-acetylglucosaminyltransferase activity. Gene Ontology annotation, biological process: oligosaccharide biosynthetic process; protein N-linked glycosylation. Bases 352 to 2154 code for a protein of 600 amino acids.
AAAAGUCGCGCGUACGGUGCACGGCCAACACCGCCGCGUCGCGUGAAGCGAGGAAGCAAGUGCAGAGGGAAACGAAGGAAGGCAAGCGGGCAGGCAGGAAGGAAGAAGGCGAGAAAAUUCUUCGGCAGAUCGUCGCGAUGAUUCGCCGAUGCUUCUUUCGGCUAGCAUUUCUCCCGACUUACGUCGCCGCGCUCGCCGAUACGUGAUCGGCCGAGUAACGCAAGCCUCUCGCCUUUGCUGCGAUCUCGUCGAAACCUUCCGAGACGACGGUGGACCUACAUUUCGACGAAAUGAGGGACCAUCCGUCGCGCCUUUUCUCCGAUACGAGAACGGUCGCGUAGGAAUGCCAGAAUGAGAGGAGUGGCGUUUCUAGGGACCAUCAGAUCGGUUCGCGGAACAUUCCUCAGGACGCUCGUCCUCGUCUUCCUGGCAACCUUCCUCUGGCUUCAGCUCCACGUCAUCAGUCUGACCGGGCGAAACUCCGCUGGACAAGCCUCCUCCAACGAGACGCUGUUCGCCCUCGUACCCCAAGAGUUGCACAGGUUUCUCAAGGAUCGCCGAAACGGUUCUUCCUCCACGUUGACCAACGCCACCACCGACGCGCUCACAGAGUUCGAGAUCGCGGAAAUUCGUCGGAACAUAGAGAGAGCAAAUGCCGAACAGAGAGUCUACAACGAAGAAUCGUUCGGCCCGCUGGCCAUCGACGCCCCCGUCAUAGUGAUUCAGGUGCACACAAGGCUCACCUACCUCAGACACCUGAUCGUGUCGUUGGCUCAGGCGAGAGGAAUCGAGCAAACCCUUCUGGUCUUUAGUCACGACGUCUGGCAUCCGGACAUCAACUAUCUAGUGCAGAGCGUCGACUUUUGUCGGGUCAUGCAAAUAUUCUAUCCUCACAGCAUACAGACGCAUCCUCGGACCUUUCCCGGCGAAGAUGCCAACGAUUGUCCGCGAAACAUUCGCAAAGAACAAGCCCUCAAUCUCGGAUGCAUCAACGCCAAGCAUCCCGAUCUAUACGGACACUACAGAGAGGCGAAAUUCACGCAGACCAAGCAUCAUUGGUGGUGGAAGGCGAAUCGCGUCUUGGAUCAACUCUCCGUCACCAAGAAUCACACCGGUAUGGUACUUUUCCUCGAGGAGGAUCAUUACGUUGCCGAAGACUUUCUCCACGUUCUCAGACUGAUGGAGCGCACCUGCAAGCACAGCUGCGAGAGAUGCAACGUUCUCUCUUUAGGCACCUAUCUCAAGACCUACAACUAUUUCGCCGACUUUAGCCGAAAGUUCCUUGGCGUCAACAGCGCCCUGCAAAAGGAACUCCUGCGUGGAUUAAAGAGUCAGCGAGAAGCGUCUACGACGGGGCAGCAGUUGGCAAGAAUCAACGACCUCGGAGCUGUCGGUGGUAGCGGCGCGAUUCCAAGCGGUACCGGUAGCAGUACCAGCGGCAGCAGCAGCAGCAGCAGCAGCAGUAGUAGCAGCAGCAGCAGCAGCAGCAGCAGCAGCAACAGCAUCAGCAGUAGCAGUGCAGGCGGCAGCCGCACGGCCAGCGGCACGAGAAACACUGGAAACGCCAACGUUACCGGUGCCCUCUCGUCUGCCGCUCGGAACGUGCAGGCGGUGCAAGCUGUCUCCGCAUGGGCUUUCCAGCUCCUACCCGACCUCUACAAUCAUUAUCAAAAGGCCGAGGUGAUCCCUUGGAUCUCCAGCAAACACAACAUGGGGAUGGCGUUUAACCGCGUCACGUGGAACAAGCUGAGAAAGUGCGCCGCCCAGUUUUGCUCCUACGACGAUUACAACUGGGACUGGAGCCUUCAGCACAUCGCGCAAACCUGUUUGCCGGCGAGCAAAGGAGCUGGAAUCGCGCCUCGCACCGACUCCGGCUUGAUCACCAUGAUGAUGAGAGCACCUCGAGUUUUUCACAUCGGGGAAUGCGGAGUCCAUCACAAGAAGAACAAUUGCGAGUCGACCGCUGUGAUAGCCAAGGUUCAGAACGUUCUAAAGGCCGCCCGAGACCACCUUUUUCCUACUCAACUCACGCUUACCGUAGCUGGCACUGCGAAGAAGACGAAGCUCAGGAAAGGCAACGGGGGAUGGGGCGACACGCGAGAUCAUCGACUUUGUUGGAACAUUACCAUUUACCCGGAUCUCGUUUUACCCUAAGAGCCCCCCCCCCCCC